AUGUCGCCAUGGCGACCCGAGACGGGCCACGCCCACCAGCCUGACGGGGACGUGGUAGGGGACCCUGGGAUCGCAGAGGAGCCGGGAGCUGUGGAGUUGCGGAGCCAGGCCCUGGCCUGGGGACCAGGACGGGCUGGGGAGGGGCGGGGCCCGGCCUGGGGACCAGGAGGGGCGGGGCCUGGAGGGGCUGGGGCGGGGCGGGGCCCGGCCUGGGGACCAGGAGGGGCGGGGCCUGGAGGGACUGGGGAGGGGCGGGGCCCGGCCUGGGGGCGGGGCCUGCGGGGAGCUGGGUGGGCGCCCGUCCGGCCCCGCCCGGCCCACGGGCCCGCGUCCUGCAGGAGCCGCAGGCCGGCGUCCGCCCGCAGUCGGGAGCGGCGCGGACAGACGGACGGACGGUUCCACGCGCCAGCCAUGUGGAAGCUGAGCCGGAGCCGGGUGCUUCUGGACGAGCCCCCCGAGGAGGAGGACAGCCUGCAGGGUCCGCUGCCCACGACCGCCGCCGCCCCGGCGCAGGGUCAGGGAGCAAGUUUCCGAGGCUGGAAAGAAGUAACUUCUCUGUUUAACAAAGACGAUGAACAACAUCUGCUUGAGAGAUGCAAAUCUCCAAAGUCCAAAGUAGCUAACUUACGAUUGAAAGAAGAGUUGAAAUUGGAGAAGAAAUCUGGAUUUUGGGACAGUUUGGUUUUAAAACAGAACAGCCAGUCUAAAAAAGCAGAUGAGAUAGAAGGUUGGGAGCCUCCAAGAUUUGGUCCUGAAGACGUGGCAGCUGAUGUUGGUGAUGCUCUGAGUGAUUGUGCACCCUGGUCAGGAUGGGAGGAUGACACCAAGGGCUCCACCAAGUACACCAGUCUGGCCAGCUCGACCAGCAGCUCUCGCUGGAGCCUCCGGUCAGCAGGGAAACUGGUGAACAUCCGGCGACACAGCAAAGGCCACCUAACGGACACCCACGAGGAGCUACUUAUUCAUCCGUCCAUCCACCCAUCUCAUCUGUUACUCAUCUUUCUGUCCAUCUACCCAUCCCUGCGUCCUGUCUACUCAUCUUCCUGUCCAUCCACCCAUCUCUCCGUGCAUCCACCUGCCUUUUUCAAAGUUAAGUUCACUUCCUGAGCCUUGGGGUGGGGGACAAGCUUUAACUGUUCAAAUAAAACUUUGUUAGAAUCUUGAAAUUAUGAAAUUGCAGAGAUUUUCUUUGCUUCAUAAUGCAGAAGAAAGUUUAUAGUUUUUAGUAAAGUUGCUGAGUUAAAAAAUACACAUCCUCAGGUAAGCGUUAGUGCAAGGGCUGCAGCCUGUGUCUUCCUAGAGGAAGUGAUGGUGCAGAAGUCUCACAGCAGGAGUGGGUGCUGUCUCUGGCUGGUACCAUCCAAAGCACUAGAAUGUAAAUACAACACUCAGGCUGGGGAUGGAAACUUAUAGCUGCUGUUCACUGUGCCUGUGCCGAGUGUGAGUCUGGUAACUGACAUCACUGAGAUGUAGUCAUGAUGCACUGGCGGAGGUCCUUGCACCACACACCACCCCCUCAGAAGGUAAAGACAGAGCCAGACUGCGGUUGGAAUGUGCACUGUAAGAUUGUUUUAUAUACCAAGAUUAAUGAAAGUAUGAUUUUUGUCUUGUAUUUGAUUAAAACUGUGAGUUUUAGUGUAAAUAUUUGUGUGCUUUGAGGAGCAAAUGUCUUGAAAGAAUACUUACCAAAGUGAGUUUGUCAUGUUCACGUGCAGUGAGCAGCCACAGCUGUAAUUCUGGGGCAAGUAGUGAGCAUACAGCUUCUGCAGCCUGUGCCCUGCCUGUUCUGAUUUUCACAGGGGAGUGACCUCAGGGAGGGUGGUUCCUUCUUAAAGCUGAGAAUUUGAAAAUAAAAGUACUGAUCUUGCAUGAUCAUUGGUGUCUGCAUACCAAGCCUUUACUUGAUCACUUAGCGCUAAUGGCACUUUCCUGACCUUGUAAACCUCAUUUUAAGAUGUAGAAAAUAUAUUUACAUUUCAUAAAUAAAUGAAGUUUCAACUGAGGUUGUCCAGAUGUCUUUGGCCUGUCUGAACUACUUCUUGAGCUGUCAGCACUGGCAUCAUGAGAAUGACUAGAUGCACAGGGUGCAGAUCUUCUGGUUGAACUGCCACUCCUUAGUGAGCAUGGUCUUUAUGCAGUUCUUUCCUUCAGCAUCAGCUGAAAAUCCCAUCAACAGUACACUUCUUAACCUAAUCAUAAUUUUAAGAUGGCCACCUCUUGACCUCGCCAAGGAAAGAUUAAUGCCUAUAGGAACUGGGCCCCUGUGCCAACCAGAAUGGCAGCAGUGGUGGCACACCGAGCUUGUCUCUUUGGGAAAUCACUAUCAAUCAGAUGCGUGGUGGGCUGGUCCUGAGCUUCAUGUGCAUGUAGGGACCACAGGAAGCGAUGUCUGUCCACAUUACUAAUGCAGAACUACAUGACUGGCCAGGUAUGGUGGUGCAAACAGCUAUAAUCCCUGCACACAGGAGGCUGGUGAAAGGGUUGUCAAUUUGAGGCCAUCCUGGGCUACACAGCAAGACCUUGUCUCAGAAAAAGAAGACAUGAUACAUGCCAUGUUUUGAGGGAAAAUGUGGUGUGGGAAUAUCAGAACCAGUCCACCUGCAGCUUUCACAGGCUGGGGUUCUCAGCAUCUGCAGAGCCUACUGCAAGGGCAGGGUGACCAUGUGGCCCAUGAACAGUGCCUAUCCGGUCCUGGUGCUCCACAAGUUCUGACAGCUGAUGUUAAACACAAGACAGGUUGAUAGGCCAGUAGCCCACAAUGACAGCUGACAGGAGGACAUGGGUUUUCCAGAGCUGUGCCCUGGAAGCCCAGGACUUUGCCUGGGACCACUCUCUCACCAAGUCUGGUGUCAGUAGCUUCCCAAGGUUCACAGUAGCCAUGCCCUGCUGCUGGCUCGUGACCUGCUGCUUGCUGGGA
This is a messenger RNA of Castor canadensis (American beaver), 2917 nucleotides long. RefSeq names its product testis development related protein (gene Tdrp). NCBI's taxonomy places the organism in Eukaryota, Metazoa, Chordata, Mammalia, Rodentia, Castoridae. Gene Ontology annotation, cellular component: nucleus; cytosol. Gene Ontology annotation, biological process: spermatogenesis. The record is from RefSeq and is a predicted model, not a curated record.